Molecule: messenger RNA, 1513 nt
Organism: Pterocles gutturalis (yellow-throated sandgrouse)
Lineage: Eukaryota; Metazoa; Chordata; Aves; Pterocliformes; Pteroclidae
Product: rho GTPase-activating protein 12-like
Exons: 11
Biological process (GO): regulation of GTPase activity; signal transduction
Cellular component (GO): cytoplasm
Source: RefSeq, a predicted model, not a curated record
AAAGAAUUGGAUGUCAUCAUGGGCAGUAUUACAAGGUUCAUCACUGCUGUUCACUAAAACGCAAGGAAGUGGAACUGGCUGGUCAUUUUGCCAAGGGGGCUCAAUUCCUGAGCUCUUGCUCUCGCUGCUUUCUUCUUGGAAAAAUGCUCUCAGUCGUCGACCUGCUGUCACCUAUGUAAACUCUGACCAAGUUUCAGCUAUCACUAAGUUUGGUGUCAAUCAGUCUAAGCCAGAAUUUACAGUGGAUCUCAAAGGGGCAUUGAUUGAUUGGGCCUCAAAGGACAAAUCCAGCAAAAAGAAUGUUAUUGAGCUAAAAACCCGCCAAGGAACUGAGCUCUUAAUUCAAUCUGAUAAUGACAGCUUCAUUAAUGAAUGGUAUAAAGUUCUUAACUAUACCAUCAACAAUCAGGUAGUAGGGUCUGAUGAAGCAUUAGAAGAUGAGGUACCAGAUUCUCCUGGAGUGGAAAAACAAGACAAAGAAAAAGAUAAAGAGAACAAAGACUCUAAGAAACUUCGUUCUGUGAAAGCACCUAGCAAUAUAGAUUCCACAGAUCAGAAAAAGACCAAAACGAAGCUCAAGAAGUUUCUUACACGGCGCCCUACGUUACAAGCUGUCCGUGAAAAAGGCUACAUUAAGGAUCAAGUGUUUGGUUCCAAUCUCACCAGCUUGUGUCAAAGAGAAAACGGCACGGUGCCAAAGUUCGUGAAGCUGUGCAUUGAGCAUGUUGAGGAACAUGGAUUAGAUGUUGACGGCUUAUACAGAGUUAGUGGCAAUCUUGCAGUGAUACAGAAGCUAAGAUUCGCAGUGAAUCAUGAUGAGAAACUAGACUUGAAUGACAGUAAAUGGGAAGAUAUACAUGUCAUCACAGGAGCUCUAAAGAUGUUUUUCAGAGAAUUACCAGAGCCACUGUUCACUUACAAUCAUUUCAAUGACUUUGUCAAUGCAAUUAAACAAGAACCAAAGCAGCGUGUCCAUGCUGUUAAAGAGUUAAUCAAACAGUUGCCAAAGCCAAAUCAGGACACUAUGCAGGUACUCUUUAGACACCUGAAGAGAGUUGUAGAAAAUGGAGAAAAGAAUCGAAUGACCUAUCAAAGUGUAGCAAUAGUUUUUGGCCCAACUUUAUUAAAACCAGAGAAAGAGACUGGUAACAUAGCAGUCCACACAGUAUACCAGAAUCAGAUUGUAGAACUAAUUCUACUGGAAUUGAAUUCCAUCUUUGGACGCUGACAUUUUUCUUGGAGCAGAAACUGGAAGUGAUGGGUUGGCAGCAGUACUCCAUCAGAAGGAAAAUUGCUUGUUGUACAUGAUGUAUUAUGUUUGUGGACCAAGCAGCAACUUGUUUUUUGCACUUUUGGGGGACAGGAGAAACAGAAGAAAUGUUUGACCACUUUAAUGCAAAUUAAAAGACAACACUUUGGAUUUCUUUGAAAAGUUCAAUGUAAAAAGUGAAUUGAAAAGUUUAUAGUUUGCCUUUUUUUAAGUAGCAUUGGAAAAAUGUAAUAUAGGUUCAUA